AUGGGAGUUACUAAUCUGUGGCAAAUCCUUGAGCCUGUGAAGCAACCUGUCAACCUGAGCAGUCUCAAAGGAAAAACACUUGCUGUUGACUUAAGUUUGUGGGUUUGUGAAGCACAGAGUGUUAAAAACAUGAUUGGAGUAGUUACCAAGCCACAUCUGAGAAACCUAUUUUUUCGGUUGUCUUGCUUCACGUCAAUGGACAUUAAACUCGUGUUUGUCAUGGAAGGAGAGGCCCCCAGGUUGAAAGCAGAGACCAUGAGUAAGAGGAAUGAGAUGCGCUAUGGACCUUCGAAGAAAGUUGGAGCUGAAAGAACAGGGAGAUCUUCAUUUAAAGCCAUGUUAAAAGAGUGUCUUGAACUGCUGGAGUGUUUAGGUGUUCCUUGGGUUCAAGCAGCUGGGGAAGCAGAGGCAAUGUGUGCCUACUUAAAUGCAAAAGGACAUGUUGAUGGCUGCAUUACCAAUGAUGGAGAUGCUUUCUUAUAUGGAGCUCAAACAGUUUAUAGGAACUUUGCCAUGAAUGCUAAGGAUCCACAUCUCGACUGUUACACUAUGUCCUCUAUUAAGGAGAAACUUGGUUGUGACAGGGAGUCUUUGAUUGGGCUAGCUAUUCUUCUGGGUUGUGAUUACCUUCCAAAGGGGGUCCCAGGAGUUGGGAAGGAAAAAGCUUUAAAGUUAAUUGAGACUCUGCAAGGUCAAAACUUACUGCAAAGGUUUGAGCAAUGGAAAGAACAAUUUCAGUGUGAUAAUAAUCCACUUUUGGUUGUUAAAAGGGUAAUUCACUGUUCUGAGUGCCAUCAUCCAGGAUCUUACAAGGAACAUGAGCACAGUGGAUGUAAGUUCUGUGAAAGCACACGACACUGCAGUCCCAGUGACUCCACACGCUGCUGCCCUUGUGAAUGGCAUCAGUUAGAGCGCAUGAAAGAAGCAAGUGCAGUGGAGGACAAUAUCAGAAAAAAAGCUAAGAGUUGUGAGGGCUUUCCAUUCUCUGAGGUUAUCCAAGAAUUUCUUGUAAACAAGAAUAAAUUGAUCAACAUAAAAGAAUAUCGAAGGCCAAAUUUAUUGUCCUUUCAGAUAUUUGCUUCAGAGAAGAUGGAAUGGACCAAAGAUUAUGCUUGUAAGAAGCUUUUAGCACUAUUGACACGUUAUGAUAUGAUCCAGAGAAAAUCUGGAUACAUUGACUCCAAACAAUUGCAGGCAAUACGGGUUGUCAAGACACGUACUAAAAAUGGAAUUCCUUGUUUUGAAAUUGAGUGGCAAAAACCAGAACAUUAUGUUGAUCCAGAAGAUGAGCCUGUGGAGUCAUUUGUAGUUACAGUAGAAGAGGAGUCUCUGUUUCAGGCUGCUUAUCCUGAAGUUGUUGCCCUUUAUCAAGUGGAAAAAUCACAAGUUCAUCAGAAGAAAAAGAAAAACAGGAAAGACAGACCAAAAGAAAAGGAAUUAUCAAAUGCUUGUGAUGAAGUUAGCAAUCUUCUUUCUCAAAUGGAUUUAAAAUCUACAUGUGAAAUUCUUGCUGUGCAACACUCCAGGUCAUAUAAAAAACCUCCCCCAGAAGAUCAGAUACAGCAGAGAAGUACUGAGUCAAAAGAUGUAGCAUUAGCUGCAGCUUCGUGCAUAACAGCUGUUCAGAUUCCAGCAUCAGCAGCUGCUCUUCCUCUGCCUGCAUCACCUUGCUCACUCUUACAGAGUGCAUUGGCUGACUCGUCUGUGUUGCCCUCACAAUGUACUGAAUAUUCAGGGAUAUCAUCAUCUUCCUCUGUAACAGCUGGCCUACAACUGAGCAGUAUUCAUGGGAAAGGAACCUUCAGUGCUUCAGCAGCCCAUGGAGGUGAUGACCAUGAUCCAGCAGCUGAUUUAACUACAUGCAUAAAACCUUUGCAUCCACUAGAUCAUGAGACAGUAGGAAGUAGCUCAGAAUGUUCUGAUGUCACACAGUCUGAUAAACAUCGUGAUAGUGCAGAUGCUUUGGUUUCAAAUGAUGCUAUAGGGCAACUUCAGGAGUGGUCUAGCAAGCAAAUACUUGAGAAGGGUUCCAUUCCAUCACAGCCUUUGUUGUCUGAAGAUGUAAUGCAACUGGGGUCUUUGAAAUGUUUUAAACAAGCAAAAGAAAUGUUGAAUCCUGAUAAAAAUUAUGUCUCUUCCUCGUGUCAGGUAAAUAAAGUAAUGCAGGAAAGUAAAAAUGUGCUAUCAGAAAACUAUGCAAGUGAAUCCAGUGUACACAUCUAUCAAGAUCAGUACAAAAAAGCUGGCAUCGUGGCUGAAUGGGUACAAAAAGGUCAUAAUAUAAGUGGUUCAAGAUCUCUCACCCUCUGUGGGCAGACAACAGAGACACUGCGUCCUGGGUGUGAAAUUCUUCCAGUGUCUCAAAAGCCAGCAGGUGCAACUGGCUGUCACAUUAAAAAAGCUUGUAUUGAAACUACUAGGAAAACUUCUUCUAAAAAGAGUGUGUGUCAAAACAGAUGUUUUUCUAGUGAAGACAGUGAUGAUGGGAACAUGAAUAAAAACCUGAUUUGUAAGCAGCAGAAAAGGCAACCAAACCCUGGUCAGUUUAAAAAAUGUUUUACAAAGAAAAAGGGUAGUGGAGUUACUAGCAAAAGGACAAACAGUGACUCAGCCCUUAUAAUUGAAAGGAAGGAGAAAACAACCAAUUUAGAGAAAGCUGUUAAUAGCUUCUCAUUGGAGGUAUCUCCAGAACCAUCCUCUGCUGUUGAAGUUAAUUGUUCCCCGAGUCCAGAGCAACCUCUUGAGAGGCUGAGUUCUGAUCCUGUGCAGCAAGGCAGAAGUGCUGCUCUGACUUACACAUGGGCAGACAGUCCCCUGCCCCUGUCCGAAAGACUAAAAGGAAGAAUGAAACUCAAUUAG
Acanthisitta chloris (rifleman) is the source of this 2859-nucleotide messenger RNA. It is a transcript of the gene GEN1, whose product is annotated as GEN1 Holliday junction 5' flap endonuclease. Gene Ontology annotation, molecular function: 5'-flap endonuclease activity; four-way junction DNA binding. The transcript is spliced from 13 exons. The record is from RefSeq and is a predicted model, not a curated record. Bases 1 to 2859 code for a protein of 952 amino acids. Lineage: Eukaryota; Metazoa; Chordata; Aves; Passeriformes; Acanthisittidae.